This is a messenger RNA of Papilio polytes (common Mormon), 651 nucleotides long. RefSeq names its product histone chaperone asf1 (gene asf1). The transcript has a single exon. NCBI's taxonomy places the organism in Eukaryota, Metazoa, Arthropoda, Insecta, Lepidoptera, Papilionidae. Gene Ontology annotation, cellular component: nucleus. The record is from RefSeq and is a predicted model, not a curated record. Gene Ontology annotation, molecular function: histone binding. Gene Ontology annotation, biological process: DNA replication-dependent chromatin assembly. Bases 1 to 651 code for a protein of 216 amino acids.
AUGGCAAAAGUGCAUAUAACCAACGUCGUCGUGCUGGACAAUCCGAGUCCAUUUCUUAAUCCUUUCCAAUUCGAAUUGACCUUCGAGUGCAUUGAAGAACUUAAAGAAGAUUUAGAAUGGAAGAUGAUUUACGUUGGUUCAGCUGAAACUGAGGAACACGAUCAAGUAUUAGACACGAUUUACGUCGGACCCAUACCUGAGGGUAGACACAUGUUUGUCUUCCAAGCGCCACCACCUGACGUCACUCGGAUACCCGAAAACGACGCAUUAGGCGUCACUGUUGUGUUAUUAACGUGUUCGUACAGAGGACAAGAGUUUGUUAGAGUCGGUUACUUUAUUAAUAAUGAAUACAGUGAAAGUGAACCAGAAUUAAGGGAAAAUCCACCAGCGAAACCUCAAUUUGAUAAAGUAGUAAGGAAUAUACUAGCAUCAGAGCCUCGUGUGACUCGGUUUAAGAUUAAUUGGGCUGAACCUGACUCUGGAAUGGCUGCGGACUCCGGAGAUGCAAAUCUAGAAGCUUCUCAUGCCCCUAGCAAUGAUUCGUAUGGUGCAUCAUUUAAUGCUGAUAGUCAAAUUAGUGGUAUGGAAUUUCAAGGAAGUUUGAGUGGAUAUGGAGAUAAUUCUAACUCAAUAGCACCAAUGGAAUGCUGA